Messenger RNA from Cucurbitaria berberidis CBS 394.84, 1236 nucleotides. RefSeq names its product malonyl-CoA-acyl carrier protein transacylase. The record is from RefSeq and is a predicted model, not a curated record. Gene Ontology annotation, cellular component: mitochondrion. Gene Ontology annotation, biological process: fatty acid biosynthetic process. Lineage: Eukaryota; Fungi; Ascomycota; Dothideomycetes; Pleosporales; Cucurbitariaceae. The coding region runs from base 1 to 1236 and encodes 411 amino acids. Gene Ontology annotation, molecular function: [acyl-carrier-protein] S-malonyltransferase activity. The transcript is spliced from 2 exons.
AUGUUCAGCCCUUGUGCACCCAUCUCGAGGGCCAUUCCGCGCAUCUCACGGAGUUGUACGCAAUGCGGCGGGCCAAAGGACGGGAGUAAGCUGCGGGGACGGCGGUGGAUGAGCAGCACGCAGCAGAAGCUCGUGAAGAGGCCCAAGACGGCCAUCUUCUUUCCCGGCCAGGGCGUCCAGAGAGUAGGCAUGUGCGCCUCAUGGCUCGAGGCCUUCCCAAACACGGCCAGACCCAUCCUCGAAGAGAUUGACGAGACUCUCCAAGUCCCUCUCACCAAGAUUAUAGAAUCAGGCACCAAUGCCGAGCUCACGCGAACCGAAAACGCGCAACCCGCCAUCAUGGCCACCUCGAUCCUCAUACUGCGCGUCAUGGAGCAGGAAUUCGGCUUCAAGACGAGUGAACGCGUCGAUAUCACACUGGGACACUCGCUGGGAGAGUUUGCAGCUCUUGUCGCAGGCGGCUACCUCAGCUUCCACGACGCGCUGAAGAUGGUCCGCAGACGAGCCGAGGUCAUGAGCCGGUGCAGCAAAGAAGCCGUCGAAGCUGAAGGCGGCGAGUUCGGCAUGGUCGCCCUGGUAUGCGAAUCAGAAGCCCACCUGCAAUCCCUCGUCAGCGGCAUCCGCGAGUUCCUCGACCUCUCCGGGCCCCACGCCAAGUCCGACUCCAACAACGACCUGCCCGCCGUGCAGCAAGUCGCAGUCGCCAACAUCAACUCGAAGAACCAGAUCGUGCUGAGCGGCAGCAUCGCGCGGAUCAACACCCUCCUGACGAACCUCCGGCAAUUCGGCGGCCACGACCCGCGACACGUACGCUUAAAAUCCGACUCCCCCUUCCACAGCGCCCUCAUGAAACCCGCCCAAGAGACGAUGAAACGCAUACUUCACAAGCCCCUCGAGAACGACCGCGACAUCAUAACAUGGCCUGGCCUCAUGCCCUGCAUAUCCAACGUCUCGGGAAAGCCAUUUCAGAGCAAGGCACAGCUGAAGGAUCUCCUGGCCCGCAGCUGCGUGGAGACGGUACAAUGGUGGAAAAGCGUCAAGUAUUUGCAUGAGGAAGAGAAGGUGAGGCGGUAUGUAGGCAUUGGGCCAGGGAAGGUGGGGAGAAAUCUCGUGGGAAAAGAAGUCGGGAUGAAGGGCGCGGUCAAAGGGGGUGGCGUGUGGGGAAUCACGAGUCCAAAAGAGAUGGAAGAGGUUGUCAGGGCGCUGGAUGAUACCGAGGGAUGUGAGGAAGUCUGA